This is a messenger RNA of Dromiciops gliroides (monito del monte), 7610 nucleotides long. RefSeq names its product chondroitin sulfate synthase 1 (gene CHSY1). Lineage: Eukaryota; Metazoa; Chordata; Mammalia; Microbiotheria; Microbiotheriidae. Gene Ontology annotation, molecular function: glucuronosyl-N-acetylgalactosaminyl-proteoglycan 4-beta-N-acetylgalactosaminyltransferase activity. The coding region runs from base 4 to 2466 and encodes 820 amino acids. Gene Ontology annotation, cellular component: Golgi cisterna membrane. The record is from RefSeq and is a predicted model, not a curated record. The transcript has 3 exons.
GGAAUGGCUGGGAGAAGCCGCCGAUCCUGGCUCAGUGUGUUGCUAGGGCUCAUCCUGGGCUUCAUCCUGGCGUCAAGACUGAUCCUGCCCCGCGCUUCGGAGCUGAAGAAAGCGGGUCACCGGCGCAAAGCUAGCCCGGAGGGCUGCCAUCUGCAGCAGCAGCAGCUGCAGGAUCUGCCACCGCAGCAGCAGCAGCAGCAGCCCCCAGUGCUAUCGCUCGGCGGGGCGCGCGAGGACUCCCGGGGCUCGCUGCUUUGGCCUCCGGAGCUGGCCGCUGGCGGCCACCCCGACGACCUACCCCGGGCCAAGAACUUUCUCUUCGUGGGAGUCAUGACAGCCCAGAAGUAUCUGGAGAACCGAGCCGUGGCCGCCUACAAAACAUGGUCCAAGACAAUUCCUGGGAAAGUUGAAUUCUUCUCUAGUGAGGGUUCAGACACGUCCAUACCAAUUCCUAUAGUGCCACUACAGGGUGUGGAUGACUCCUAUCCACCCCAGAAGAAGUCCUUUAUGAUGCUCAAGUACAUGCACGACCACUACUUGGACAAGUAUGAAUGGUUUAUGAGAGCUGAUGAUGAUGUUUACAUCAAAGGAGAUCGUCUGGAGAAUUUCCUAAGGAGUUUGAAUAGCAGUGAACCCCUCUUUCUUGGGCAGACAGGACUGGGCACAACAGAAGAGAUGGGAAAAUUGGCUCUUGAGCCUGGUGAGAACUUUUGCAUGGGUGGUCCUGGUGUGAUCAUGAGCCGAGAGGUGCUUCGAAGAAUGGUACCACACAUUGGAGAAUGCUUGAGAGAAAUGUAUACUACCCAUGAAGAUGUGGAGGUGGGGCGAUGUGUCCGGAGAUUUGCAGGAGUACAGUGUGUCUGGUCUUAUGAGAUGCAGCAGCUGUUUUAUGAGAACUAUGAACAGAACAAAAAGGGUUACAUCCGAGACCUGCACAACAGCAAAAUCCACCGCGCUAUAACUUUACAUCCCAACAAAAACCCUCCUUACCAGUAUAGACUUCACAGCUACAUGUUGAGUCGCAAAAUAGCUGAACUGCGUCACCGAACCAUACAACUCCACAGAGAAAUUGUUCUAAUGAGCAAGUACAGUAACACAGAGAUUCACAAAGAAGAUCUCCAGUUGGGGAUUCCACCAUCUUUUAUGAGAUUUCAGCCACGCCAGCGUGAGGAGAUUUUAGAAUGGGAGUUUCUUACUGGAAAAUACUUGUAUUCAGCUGCUGAUGGUCAGCCCCCCAGGAGAGGAAUGGACUCUUCUCAGAGAGAAGCUUUGGAAGACAUUGUUAUGCAAGUCAUGGAAAUGAUCAAUGCAAAUGCUAAGACCAGGGGGCGAAUUAUUGAUUUCAAAGAAAUACAGUAUGGUUACCGUAGAGUCAAUCCUAUGUAUGGGGCUGAAUACAUUCUCGACCUUCUACUCCUGUACAAAAAACAUAAAGGGAAAAAAAUGACUGUUCCUGUGAGAAGGCAUGCCUACUUGCAACAGACCUUCAGCAAGAUCCAGUUUAUGGAGCAUGAAGAAAUGGAUGCAAAAGAAUUGGCCAACAAAAUUAACCAGGAAUCUGGAUCCUUAUCUUUUCUCUCAAACUCCCUGAAGAUGUUUGUUCCUUUUCAACUUCCUGGAUCAAAAAAUGAAAACAAAGAACCCAAAGAUACAAAGAUAAAUAUCUUGAUUCCUUUGUCUGGGCGAUUUGACAUGUUUGUAAGAUUUAUGGGGAAUUUUGAAAAGACAUGUCUUAUUCCAAAUCAAAGUGUCAAGCUUGUUGUCCUACUUUUCAAUUCUGACUCUAACCCCGACAAAGCAAAACAAGUAGAAUUGAUGAGAGAUUAUCGAGUUAAAUAUCCUAAAGCUGAUAUGCAGAUUUUGCCAGUUUCUGGAGAAUUCUCAAGAGCUCUGGCUCUUGAAGUUGGAUCUUCUCAGUUUAAUAAUGAAUCUUUGCUGUUCUUCUGUGAUGUUGACCUGGUGUUUACUUCAGAAUUCCUACAACGAUGUCGAGCAAAUACGGUUUUGGGCCAACAAAUAUAUUUCCCAAUCAUCUUCAGCCAGUAUGAUCCAAAGAUUGUUUAUAGUGGGACAGUUCCCAGUGACAACCAUUUUGCCUUCACUCAAAAAACUGGCUUUUGGAGAAACUAUGGGUUUGGCAUUACUUGUAUUUAUAAGGGAGAUCUUGUUAAAGUAGGUGGCUUCGAUGUUUCUAUUCAAGGUUGGGGACUUGAAGAUGUGGACCUUUUCAACAAAGUGGUUCAAGCUGGUUUGAAGACUUUUAGAAGCCAAGAAGUUGGAGUAGUCCAUGUUCACCAUCCUGUCUUUUGUGAUCCUAAUCUUGAUCCCAAACAGUACAAAAUGUGCUUAGGGUCUAAAGCAUCCACAUAUGGAUCUACACAGCAGUUGGCUGAAUUAUGGCUAGAAAAAAAUGACCCAAAUUAUGGGAAAAGCAGCAAUAAUAAUGGCUCAGUGAGGACAGCCUGAUGUCCAGCUCUGCUGGAUAAGACUCUUUUUUUAAUUAUCUAAUUUAUUUUUAAAAAUUUUAAUAUGAUAGGUCAUUUUUGAAGUCCACACAAGGAUAUAUUUUAGAAGUGAUUUUCUUACAAAGAACUCCUUAGAGACUGAGCUUUUUGAACAAAAAUGUGAUCAAUAUUUGCCUUUGAACACAUCUUGUUGAACAUUAUGUAGCAAUCCUGCAUAAUUGUGACUUGAAAUAGAACUAUGAUGAACAAAAAAAAUCCUUUUUUUUUUAACCUUUUCAUUCCAGACUUCUUUGCUAUGGUUCUAUAGUAGAGAACAUGAACAUUGAUGCAAAGUAUUAUUGUAACAAAACACUGUACCUUUGGUAAAUGUUCUGUUGUGACUGUUAACAUUGCACAGAUUCUACCUUUUUUUCUUUUUCAAAAAGAUUUUUAUUUUUUAAGAAAGCCAUUACAUGUUCGAGUUUAUAAAAUAAGGAAGUAUGACAGUAGUUGUGUCAUUAUCCUCAAAAUUACUUUCAAAGGUUAUUUCACCCAAAUUAUAAUUUUGUUGUGAUCAUGUAACUUUUGGGGAAGGGGAAGUGGGAAAAGCACAAUAUGUUAUAUGGUUAUUCAUAGCAGUUUGUUUGGCAUUAAGUCCUAAAUGGAAUUAAACCAUAUUCCAAGGGGAAUUUAGUAUUUCUCCUUUCCUGGUCCUUUAGUUUAAGGCUAAAAGGCAAUAUGUAAUAUUUAGUCUGGCAAAGCAGAAUUAUUGUUGCAAAUCUAAAGUAUAUAAGUAAACUUUUAAAAAAUUCCCUCCCUAAUGAGGACAUUGGGGGAAAAAUAUACAGUGUUCUGUAUUUCUAACUGCAUUCACUUUAUCCCAUUUGUGUUAUAUUGAAGAUGAUUAUUUCAUUCUUUGAAAACUGCUUUAUUUUUCUGUAUCUGAUAUACCUUUUAAUUUAUUUAAUAACCAUGGCAUAGAUUCCUGUCCUAUUUUUGAAUGCCUGUUAGUUAUUAAUAUUUGUGUGUAUUAGGAAUUUUUUAAAAAUCACUGUUAGUGUAUGUCUUCUUUGCAGUAAACUGAUCUCCAAAGAGUUCUUUUUGAAAAGUUUUUUUUUCCUCCCACCUAUAAUUUGUAGUCUUUCCAUUUUACAAAUUAAGUGAUUUUAGACAUUUUUUGGUGCUCACACACUAAAGGAAAACAAGUCAAAUGGAUCUGUAUAUGAUUGCAUCAGAAAACUUAAAUUCGUUUUAAAAUUACAGGUUGAAUGUGCCUUAAUGAAAGGAAAUUUUUUUCAUUUAGAGUUCAGACAGUGAUAGAAUUGCCAUUUUAAUACAUCGUUUGAAACCUACCUACCUAUGUGUAAAUAGCCGGUUGCUCAGAUGGAAAAACAAACUAGUGAACGAUAUUUUUUUAUUUUAUUUUUUAGCACCAUUUAGUCUCGUUAUUUCCUAGUUUAAAUGAAGAAUGUUAUUACCUUUGGAGAGGAGGAGGAGGAGGGAUAUCAUACUUAUUUUAAAGACUGACCAAUGACUAAGUGGUUCUUUGAGAGGUAUUUUUUGUGUGAAACUAAUUUAUAAGUACUUAUCCAUGCUUUUAUCAUGGAAUGGAUUCUUUCUUCGUCUCCUCCCCAUACUAUCUAGUUAACUCUGUGUUCUUGAGAGUUUUAGGAUAGAGCUGUAGGAGAAAUUACAUAUUGUUGGCAUAUAUAAUCCAAUAAUAAAAUAACAUACACAGUGAGACCUUUGGUGCCAGGGCUCAGUAAACUUUUGUGGUAGAGUAUUAAACUCCCAGAAUAGGUAUUUAUAGCAUAAUUACUGUCAAGUCCCAAGAUAAUGAUAUUGUACUUUCAAUAGGAAUUGCUAUAAUUCAAUAUAAUUGACAGUCUUUUUUAUGGCAAAUUUUAGCCUUUCCAAGGGAAAGAACAGAUUUUAAAAGCCCUUAACAAAUAAAAAGAACUACUUAUUGUUAUUCAUUCUGACAAAGUAGUUUAAUUCUUCCCUUUCAUUCUUCUUCAUAAUAAAUUAUAGAACUUCAAGGAAAUUAGAGGUUUUUUGGCAGGGUAGUUAUAUUUUUAAAUUGAUUAAUAAUUUGUGAUACUGAAGUUUGCCAAUCUAGGUAAGGAUUGAGUCACAUUCACUUUGAUAACUUGUGUCUGAGGUUGCUAAAAACUUAGUCUUCCAUAAGUGAAAAUUACAAGAUAAAAUCAUUCUCAUAUGAACUCAGUUAAUGUGUACUUCUCUUACACACAUACAUGGUUCUAAAGGUGGAACUUUAACAUUGAUUGCAGAUUCGGUUAAUUUGGGGAAGAUAUACUGGAGUCUUGUUCCCUGUGAUGUCUAGAAAUUAUUUCCUCCUGGAGUGGUAUCAAACUCAAAUUGAGGGGCAGCUAAAUGGUGCAGUGGAUAGAGUACCGGCCCUGGAUUUAGGACUACCUGAGUUCAAAUCCGACCUCAGACACUUAGCACUUACUAGCUAUGUGACCCUGAGCAAGUCACUUAACCCCAAUUGCCUAACAAAAAAAACAACAACAACAAAAAGAAAAAACAAACUCAAAUUGAAACAGGGCCACUAAUCCCUCUGCAGGCUACAUAUUGGCUCACAAAGCCAUAUAAUAACAUUACCUAUAUUCUAUUGACUUUUUAUUUAUUUUAUUAAAUAUUUCCCGAUUACAUUUUAAUCUGGUUCAGCAGCUAGGGGUGGUGGUGUGUUUGACACUUCUGAUCCAAAACAUAAAUUAUUUCAGGGCAUUAAGGUACUAUUUAGGGAAUUGCUGUUGUUAUCAGAUGUUAUCCUCAACAAAUACAACAAUUAGUGCUUUCUAAUUUCACUGCCUCUAAAGAUAGAUAAAAAUCCUUACAGAGGCCUUUCACCAGCACCUGAGGCUUUUUAAAACUAUAACAGUGGUGAAUCUCAGGCAAUGUGGUUUUUCUCUUUCAAAUCUGGACCACAGUUCACCAUCAUCUGUGCCACAGGGUAGCAUAGGAGACCCUUACCUAUUACAUUAGCCCUAAACCACUCCUCAAGUAGCUACUAUAAUGAGCUCCAUGUCAUCUUCAACUCUGCAGAACGGAUUACAGAAAUGAACUAGGAAAGCUUUUCUGAGCUUCAGGUAGCAAGCUGUGUUCUGUCAUUUCCCCUUGUAUCCUGACCAAUCCCUGUUAAAUAAUCCUUUUAGAGAAGGUUAAGCAGUGAUUUCUUUGAAGUUGUUUACAUGGUAUUCUGUCUGGAAUUGGGCAUGGAAUGAAUUUCCCAGGUGGCCAAUUGCAAUGUCCAAUACUGUAUUGGGAGUAAGGAGAUUAUGACCUUAAGCCAGUCCCUUUACCUCUGUUCUUUUCAGUUUCCUGAUCUGUUAAAUGAGAGGAUCAGAUUUGAUAACUGAUCUUUCCAACUGUUAGGUUCCUGUGUUACUAUGGAUAUGUGGUAGGCCGUGUACUACUGCCAUUUUUGCAGAAUAGAAGAUGGAAUCAUUGACUUUGUAGUCAGUAAAUUCUAGGCAGACAUUAGUAGUCUAUUAUUUCCUGUGGAAGUGAUCUUUUUUCAAGUAAGUGAGUCUUUUCUCUUUUGCAGAGGGCCAAGAUCAACACGUAAGCUCAAAUCAAGACUUAGUCACCCUAAAUCUUACAUGUCUGAAUAUCAUUGAAAAUGUCUGGUUAUCCUCCCAUCUAACUAUGAAAGCAGACAGUGGACCUGUGGAAAAUAUGUCCCUUUACCUUAGUGUUUUAGAGAACGGUAACUGAUAAAAACAAUGUCCAGGAGAAAAGAGAAUGAAACAUACCUCUCUCCAGACCUGUGCCUUAGGAAACAUCUAUGUAGAUGGCUUAUAAGGUGUCAUGGGUGUUAGGGAGUCCAGAGAUGGGAAAAGGAGAGAAGAAGAAAAUUGCUAAAUGUGCCUUGUGGCAGUAUAAAAUUUAAAACCAAGAAAAAGUUUUAGAUUGAAAUAAUAUAAAUCUUUUCUUUCCCUGGAUUAAUCAAAUGUCUCAUUUAUCAGCCAAACUGACAAUUUUUUUUCAAAUAUGUAAGCAAAGACUAUCUUAAGCCUUCUGCCUGCCCAGCUUUCUUACCACAUCUCAACCAAACCUUCCAAUGCACAUGGCCAAAACAGGGCAGUAAGGCACAAAAAUGGCAAUUUCUCUCUUUCUGAAUAGAAGAUAAGGAAGUAGGGAUAUUUCUAUUUUUUUGUCAUAAGUAAAAUGUUUCUUGAAUUCUAUACCCCUAGUUUUAUUGUGGUAGUUUUCUGACCUCCCUUUCCUUUUUUUUCCCUUCAUACAUUCACAUAUAUGAUGUGUGACGCACAUCAUUUUCCCCCUUUUAAUUCUGCAUUCUUGAUGAAAUGAUACAGAGAUGUUGGUCUUUUUCCUCUAUGCAGCCAACCCCUUUUCAUUCCCUUGAAUAAGAUGUGUGUGUGUAUGUGUGUCAGUAAAGCAAAUGGGUUUUAAGAGUCUUUCACCUUCCCAUCAGAAAAACCAUUUCUGCUAAGCAUGUUUUUGAGAACUGAACUGAUGUUCCCAAGCUUAUCCCUGAAGUUUGAAUCCCAUCCCUUAUGAAACAAGGAUUCCAGCCACAAGGGACAUUGGAGGACCAAAGCCCUGAAUCUUACUGGUACUGCCUUUUCACAAGGCUCAUGGCUAGUGGCUAGGUGUCUUGAUAUUGAGAGUUUACACAGAUUCAGAACUAAUAACAAGAUGCCCUUUUACAUUUUUUUUUUGGCCUAACUGGAAAUGUAAUUAAUGCAUCCUCUUAACUUCAUUAAAUAUAGUCCUGGGGAGUUAAACUAUAUUACUGUUACAAACUGAUAACUGACAUCAUAGAUUGGUGAAGUAGGUUAUGUGCUAAAAUUCUGGGUCAUACUAAAAUGUUGCUUUAUGUGAUGACACAAAGUAGAUUGUAUUUUCUUUACUCCAAGAAAUUACCUGCAUUACUUCCCUCAGUUUUUGGUGCCCACAGGAAAAAAGCUUCCUUUUUUGCUGGAGUUAAAAAUGUUGCUUAAACAAAAUCUACUUAGUCUGAAAUAUUUUUUUAUUGACGUAACCUCACAUUGCUAUGUAGUAAAUUAGAUUAAAUCAAUUAAAUCAUUUUGCAUGACUAGCAGUAGAAAAGUGCUUCACUGUGUGGCCACUCUGUUAAUGGCUUGACAAUUUUUUGAAAGGAUUGUUUGAUAUUUG